UUAUUUUUCCUGGUGCACCUUCAGCGUUCCCUGUGAAAUCUGUGAUCGACUCUUCAGGUCUGUUGUUUUUCAAGAUGGCGCCGCUCACGUCUUCCACACGUGAAUUGUUUAGUGAAGCGGUUCGGGCUGUUUUGGAAACGUGGCCGGUGCUACAAAUCGCGGUGGAUAAUGGUUUCGGAGGCGCGUACAGUCAGCAGAAAGCGGAGUGGAUGGUGGACGCGCUGCAGCAGUAUUUCACGGAUAACGAUGAGCUGCAGCAGGACGAGGUGGAGGAGUUCAUCUCUGACCUGAUGAACAACGAGUUUGACACGGUGGUGGAUGACGGCAGCUUGCCGCAGGUGUCGCAGAAGGUGUGUGAGAUGUUCCAGCAGUGUCAGCAGGACAGACUGACGGAGGUCAGAGAGCAGAUCAAGCAGCUGAUUCAGAAGAAGAGCGCUGGGAGAGCGAAGGCCACACCUGCCAAAACACCUGCUGCUGCUGCUGCUGCUGAUGAUGAUGAUGAGAGUGAAGACGAAGAGGCUAUGGAGUGUGAUGGAGCUUCAGUCAACGGUGCGGCAGUGAAGGAGCAGCAUCUUCCUCCUCGGGCCGCGAGUCAUGAGGAAGAGGAUGAUGGCUGGACGGUUGUGCGCAGGAAGAAGUGACUGGACGUGCAGUAUUAGGACUGAUGAAAUUCUUAAUUUAAGACAUUUUAAGGGCUUCUCUGUCUCUCCAGCUCUGAAUACUUCUGUAUUCGCAACAGUGACAAACUCAUGAAACCCACAGAACAGUGCAUCUGACUGAUGUUACUGAUGGAUUUCCUCACUGGACCUCUUUCAUGGGGUUCCUUCAUAAAAGAAAUCAAUUUGUGUAUGCUUUGUAACUGGUCUGGUCUUUUGUGCAUAUACAAAUAUGUAUAUACAUUUUCAUGGUCCAGAUGUGGCCUAGCCACCACACUGAUCUUUUGACUUCCAGGAACUCUUAUUUAUUACUUGUUGGUUAAUGCCUGCACUAGUCCUUUAUCGCCCUCUAGUGUCACUAUAGUUUCACAGCAACAGUAAAAUACAGUGCUGGAUUUUACAAUUUAGUAUUGAGUUUUUUCAAACAUAGCGUAAAGGUUUUGCUAAACUUCUGUAGUCAGUGGAAGAAAAAAAAAAUCAUGCAUGUUUGGAACAAUAAACAGUUUUCAUAGUUUUUCUCAUUAUUAUUAUUGACAAUGUUAAAACAGGCUCCAUUGUUACAGAACAUCAAGAUUAUAUAAAAAAAAAAAAACUCCA
Onychostoma macrolepis is the source of this 1253-nucleotide messenger RNA. RefSeq names its product TSR2 ribosome maturation factor (gene tsr2). Lineage: Eukaryota; Metazoa; Chordata; Actinopteri; Cypriniformes; Cyprinidae. Gene Ontology annotation, cellular component: nucleus. The transcript is spliced from 5 exons. The record is from RefSeq and is a predicted model, not a curated record. Bases 75 to 641 code for a protein of 188 amino acids. Gene Ontology annotation, biological process: maturation of SSU-rRNA from tricistronic rRNA transcript (SSU-rRNA, 5.8S rRNA, LSU-rRNA).